Messenger RNA from Seminavis robusta, 2469 nucleotides. The record is from the annotation of a GenBank genome assembly. Lineage: Eukaryota; Bacillariophyta; Bacillariophyceae; Naviculales; Naviculaceae.
AUGAUGCCUCGUCCAGAAAAAUUUGCUGCGCUUGACCAAGUGGCCUACGAAGCGGAAGAUCCUCAAGGCCAAGGCGAAUCGGACCUUGCUGUCCUUCAACGUUGCUUCCAUCGCUUUCGAAAGCGACUCGUAGUGCUAGUUCUGGUUACACUUGUAUCAUCGGUGGCUGUGUAUCUCCGUGUAUCAAAGCUGGAGAUAUCCUUCCUUGAAAUGGCAGGAAGCAGCUCCCAUCGAUCUGUGAGUUUAACUGAAGCUGAAAGGCAACGCUUGCUAAAUACCACUACAGAUACCAAGUUUUCGUCUUACAAGGAACAAAAAGGAAAGAACAAGCAAAGAGAUUAUGAUGAAAACAAAACGUAUCCAUACUUACAAGAAGGUCUGUACACAAGAGUGACUCCUCUUUACAAGCUAUUGAAGGGACCAGGUUCUCCGCACAAGGAUUCGCCAGAUUCCUUUCCUUUUGGAGAAGAGCCCAAUGCAGUCUGUGAAAUUCGAAAUAUGGGACCGUGGCCUAUCUCGAGUUUUCCACAUGUCAUGCAACAACUCUUCAAAUGCUUCUCUUGGUGGCAAGCUGGCAUCAAUGAACCCAAACAAAAGGUGUUGAUCGUCCCGAAGGAUCCUCAAUCAACAUUCAUCAAUGAUUUCUUGGGGAUUCUCAAAGAGCAGUUUCACGUUGCUGUUACAAACCAGACCAACCAACAGAACAUUUCAGUCCAUGGAGAAAUAUUUGGCUUGGCAGACGCAAAACCAUAUGAAAUGCAUAACCCACAAGAUGCAACUAUCCUAAGAGAAGGAAUCUGGGAACACUACAAUAUCCCUGCAAACUCAAGGGCAGGUGGAGGACGUCAUUGCAACAAUUCCAAGGCCAUUUUUGCCGCUCUGGAACAGCAUGAUUUUGACACAACUGAGCCACUCAAGAUCCACUAUUCGGAGUCAUUUGACACCAUGUCUUUCCAGGAACAAGUUGCCAACAUGGCCCAAGUUGAUAUCCUGAUUGGGCCACAUGGAGCCCAACUUGUCAGUGCUGCAUUUCUGCCCACCUGUGGUGGAAUGCUGGAACUAUUUCCGAAAGGCUUUUAUGCUCCAAACUUUUUCGGUUCAUUGGCAAGGUCAACAGGCCAUUACUAUUACAGUCUCUACACUGGUGACAAUCAAACUCAAGAGACUGCAUCAUUCAUGAUAACACGGAACAAUCAGAAACAAGCCAGGGCAUUCGACAUCAACGCAGAUCCCCAAGCAGUGGUGCAAGCAGUUGUGAAACUUACUUCAAGAUUUCAGGCAUGUUGCGAGCUUGGAUGGGAAUCUUCAGAUAAUGAACAAGUCAUGGCAACUGUUCAAAAGGAUGGUGAUUCUCAUGGUGUUGGAGAAUUCAAGCAGGAUCCCAACGAACUCACACCUGCUCCCACAGAUCUGGCAACUGCUUCCACGAUACCCCCCACCGUAGCACCAGCAAGUACAACGGCUUUGGCCAACAGUACGUUGAAUGUUGAAGAGGGGUUGUAUGAGAGAAGAACACCAUUGGAAAAGCUGUUCAAGGCAGUUGAAGCUCCUGAUAGGUUUCCAUUUGAAGAGGAGCCUGAUGCAGUUUGCAACUUUCAACAAAAAGGAGUAUGGACACAUUUUCCUCAUGCCAUGCAACAACUCAUCAGGUGUUUCUCUUGGUGGCAAGCAGAACUUAAUGUUGCCAAGAAUCAUGUCUUGAUCAUUUGGAAUUUUCCACCUUCAGAUUUCAUCAAGGACUAUCUUACAAUCUUGCAGGCACAGUUCAAUGUCACCUUGGACCGCAAGGCAGCUCAUCAAAACAUUUCUGUCUAUGGUGAAGCCCCUGGUACACCUGACGUCCAUUCCCCAGCUUAUGAAAUGCAUGACCCCCAUGAUGCUACAAUAUUGAGAGAAGGCAUGUGGGACUAUUACAAUAUCAGUUCAGACUCAAGGGCAGGGUGUCCUUUGAACAAAGCCAGCAAUGUUGCACCUGUAAUUGGUUUUCUCAACCGCCAGCCCAAUGGAGGGCGUCAUUGCAACAACUCUCAGGCAGUUAUUUCAGCUCUGGAGCAGCAUGAUUUUGGCACUGAUCAUUCGCCCAAGAUUCACUAUUUGGAGUCAUUUGAUGGCUUAUCCUUCCAGGAGCAAGUCACUUUCAUGUCCCAAAUUGAUAUUUUAAUUGGACCACAUGGAGCCCAACUCACCAGUGCAGGACUUCUACCCACCUGUGGGGGUGUUUUAGAGCUAUUCCCCAAAGGAUACCAUGUUCCCCACUUCUUUGGCACAUUGACAAGAUCCACAGGCCACUACUAUUAUAGUUUGUACACUGGGGACAACAAAGCAGCGGAAACACAGUUCUACAUGCGAAACUUGCGUCGUCGAGACGAGGCUCGUCGAUUCAAUGUUACAGCAGAUCCUGAGUCAGUGGUGCGCGCAGUGAGCGAACUCUUGGUGUUUGUUUGUGUUGCAACAGGUGCCAUAUGCUAG